This is a messenger RNA of Olea europaea var. sylvestris, 3689 nucleotides long. RefSeq lists its product as uncharacterized. The record is from RefSeq and is a predicted model, not a curated record. Bases 1050 to 1730 code for a protein of 226 amino acids. The transcript is spliced from 2 exons. NCBI's taxonomy places the organism in Eukaryota, Viridiplantae, Streptophyta, Magnoliopsida, Lamiales, Oleaceae.
UAUAAAUAGGUAAAGUUUCAACACGCAAGACCGUGUACCAAGUCAACGUUAGUCUAUUAGCAGGUGCAAAACAUGGAAAGACAAGGAAGAAAAUAAAUCAGAGUGCACACAAAAGGAAUCCCAGUCACAUACAAUUAAUCAGAUCAAUAGAAUUUCAGUCAAGACAGUCGAGAGCAAAGCAAGUAUUUAAGACAAUGGAAAGGCAAUCAAAGCUACCAAGAUUCACUCCUAAUUAAAGCAAUUUUUAUGGAAAAACAAUCAAGCGAGCCAAGUUGUCUUCCAAGUCAGUUCAGUAAUUACAGGGAAUUACUAGCUUAUGUAUGUAUGAUAUAGACUAGAAUUGAAAUCUGUUAGGAUUUGCUAAAAAUAGAGAAAGUUUGUAAUUAUCUCCACUGCACAAGGAACUUGUAUAAAUUCAACCAUUUUGCAUGUUCAUAAGCACGUUGAGCUGAGAACUCUUAAACCACAAUUUUUUUCUUGUUAUCAGAGUAGGAAUUCUGUUACCAUGGCCACUAUCUCUCUCAAUGUCAGCUACUUUGUCAACCUCAAACUUAACCCAGAAAAUUACCCACUGUGGCGUGAGCAAAUCAUCUCACUAGCCGAAAGCUAAGAUUUACACAAUCAUCUCAGUGGAGAUUAGAACGCCCCAACCAUGUAUACUCCAGAAACCGCAAAAACACACAAACCUAUACUCAGUGAAGACUAGCUACCUCAAAUGGAGAAAGUUAGAUCGGCUACUUCGGGGGUGGAUCAUUGGCACCCUGACAGAGGAAGCCCUCGGACUGGUUGUUGGACUUCAAACUACUCAUCAAGUUUGGGGUGGACUUUAAGAAGCCUAUGCCCAAGAUUCCCAAGAAAGAGAAUUCAUUCUACAUCAACAACUUACGUAUCUCAAGAAAGAUAUUACAACUCCUUUACCGGAGCAUCUCCGUCAAUUUAAAAAAUUGUGCGAUAGUCUUGCAACUAUUGGUCGUCCAGUGCAAGACCAAGAGAAGGUCUACUCUCUCCUUACAAGUCCAGGUCCUCGUUAUGAGACCUUCACCACCACAAUGCUGAAACCACCCAUGCCUGGAUACACAGAGGUAGUAUCCCAAGGGUAUGAACAACGUGUUCGAUGGCAUGAACCACAACAUCUUGCAUUCUACGGUCAACGACAAAGGAACCAACAAGGUAACAACGAUCAUUUUUCGGGUCAUAAAGGCAGUAGCAAUCGUUCAUCUGGAUAUGAAUUCACCUCCCAAGGCCGUGGCUUCCAACCCGCAAAUACAAAUUUCACUGGAGGUCAGAAUGAAAAACACAAAUCUGUUAACAUUGAAGGGACUCAUUUUCGUCAAAUGAUGCCGGUAGAACGUGAACGUUACCAUAAAGAAAAGUGCCAGAUCUAUGACAAACUUGGACAUAUUGCAUCCAUCUGUUGGUACAAGGAUAAACAUUUUCAUCCAAAAGAAAUUCCUCAUGCUCUUGUUGUCCUCACACUUGAUACUUCAAUACAAGAUACCGAAUGUACAACUGAUACGGGUGCUUCAAAUCACAUUAUGGGUAAUUCCAAACUUUUGUUCAAUUUACGCUCAUAUCUGGGAACAAAUUCAGUUCUCAUUGGUAAUGGGGAUGCUCUCUCCAUUAAAGGCGGUAAUACACUGAUCAAAAAUGGUAAAGAAAAAUUAAUGUUGCUCGAUGUUCUCUUAAUUCCAUCUUUGGCUCGUAAUCUAUUAUCAGUCAGUCAACACUGAUCAAUUCCCUUGUUAUUGUGAAUUUUCUAAUGCAAAUUUUUGUGUCAAGGAACGAGAGAUAGGGCGAAUACUAAUGACAAGACAUCGCAAGGGUGAUUUGUACGUUUUAUCACCUCAUCAUGAAGCUCAUUUCUCAAAUAGGUUCGCUAAUGCCACGGACGAAGUUUGGCAUAAAAGGCUUGGGCAUCCACACAUUUCAACUAUUAACUUUCUAAAAUCCAGGGGUUUAAAUAAAAGCACUAGCGUAAAUUAAAAAAACUUCUCAAUGUGAGAGUUGUCAACUAGGAAAAUUAAGCAAAUUUCUAUUUUUACAGUCUUAAUAUGUUAGUUCUGAGCCGUUUGAAAAAAUUCAUUGCGAUUUAUGGGGUCCUGCACCUCUUCCUUCUAUUGUAAAUUUUCAGUAUUAUACUUGUAUUGUUGAUGAUUUAUCCAAAUACUGUUGGUUUAUCCCUUUACACCUCAAAUUUGAUUUCACCUCUGCAUACUUGGGCCUUUGAAUGCUAUGUGCACAGAAAAUUUUACAAAAAAAAUCAAAAUCUUUCAUUCGGACGAAGAAGGUGAGUUCCUUAAUUCCACAUUGAUUGGACACUUCAAGCAUAAAGGAAUAAUCCAUCAGCUUUCUUGCCCAUAUACUCCACAGUAAACUAGAUCUAUUGAACGUCGCCAUCACAUCAUAAGGGAAAUUGGGAGACUAUGUUGUUUCACAGUGGGCUUCCCAAGCAUUUUUGGGUAGAGGUAUUCCAAACUGUAGUCUUUUUAAUAAAUAGACUGCCAUCUUCGGCUAUUGAAUUUGAUACUCUUACCAUAAUAUCCUCAAUAGACAACCGGAUUAUUCAUGCUUAUGAGUUUUUGGCUCACUUGUUUUCCCUAUACUUGGGACACUAAAAGGAAUAAGUUUGAUCCUAAAACGCUCCCUUGUGUCUUUGUAGGUUUCAACGACAACUAUAAAGGCUAUUGAUGUUAUCAUCCUCCUGGUUGAUGAUUUUUCAUCCCUCGCCAUGUUGCCUUCUUAGAAGAGUCAUUUCCUUAUAAAUCAGCAGAAAAACAUACUUUUAUUGGUUCUUUUAUUAUUACAGAAUUUAAUGAUUGGAUUGAUACAACUAGGACUGAUGAUUCCUCUCUACCAUUUCAGGAUUCGAUACUUGCUGCAAUUGGUGAUAAAUUGAACUCGGUCAUCACCACAUCAGAUGGCAAAGAUGAAAUUCAUGAGGCAUUUGAAACACCUGAUAACCAUCCAGACCAUGAAAGAAUUAUUUCAGAUGAAAAUGCCAACAUUGGUUCCUCAGACAAUUCACAAAGUGUUUUACCCAUCUUCCCUUCGACUUCUUCUAUUGAACAAGAUUCCUUAUUGAUUGAUGUAAGAGCUAUUACCACAGGACAUCAUAUGGUGACGAGACUCAAAGAUGGGAUCAUCAAGCCAAAUCCCAAUUACUCUCUUCAAGUAUCUCAGCAUGAGAUUCCACAAUAACCACAAAAUGUUAAAAUCGCUCUUCAGCAUCCUGGAUGGCACAAAGCAAUGCUUGAAGAACUUGAACAACACCUGGAGACUUGUUCCACGGAAUCCAGAGAUGCAUGUCAUAGGUUCUAUGUACGUGUUUAAAUCGAAAUUAAAACCAGAUGGGUCCCUUGACCAUCGUCAAGCUCGACUUAUAGCAAAAGGAUAUCAUCAAGUGGAUGGAAUCGACUGCUUCGAAACAUUUUCUUGUGUCAUUAAGCCAAGAUCUAUUCGUAUUGUCAUUAGCCUCGCUAUUGUUUGCCAUUGGGAAAUUCGACAAUUAAAUGUAAAAAAUGCUUUUUUAGAUGGGGUGAUUACAGAGGACAUCUAUCCUGGUCUAGCUGAUCCUACUCAUCCGACCUAUGUAUGUAAACUCGAGAAAGCCUUGUAUGGACUCAAGCAAGUGCCCAGAGCAUGGUUUGAUCAAUUUAGCUCAUUUAUCAUACAAUUUGGUUUCUAUUGCA